UGCUGGGUCGACCUUGAUCUUGACAGACAGGAUGCUCAGCUCUAUAAGACGGCCCUGCAGAGAGGAGCAGCACACAUCACAGCAACAUCAUCAUACUGUCAACAGGCAAUAAUGGAUUCUCUCUUCAGAGGCACCCUGUGGACCAUACUCAUCCUCUUCACACUGCCACACCUCACCUGCAACAUGCUGUGCCCCGGCAGCUGUCUGUGUAACUUUAAAGGUGCCGUCAAGUGUGUUGGCGACGCCAUCACAGAUAUACCACAUAAUCUGCCCGUCCACACGUACCUGCUGCAACUUAAUGGCACUCAAAUGAACAUCAUCAAUGAGCGGAGCUUGGCUGACCAGGACCUGCUGUCGCGUUUCAGUCUGACAUACAGCCACUUACAUGCUAUCCAUCCCAAUGCCUUCCACGUUGCUCCACAGCUCAAGUCUGUCAAGCUGUCGUCCAACGAUCUCUCUACCAUCUCUGCUCGGGUCUUCAGUCCGUUGGCGACACUGUGAGCUCUGUGAGCGCAU
Messenger RNA from Gymnodraco acuticeps, 516 nucleotides. Its product is annotated as amphoterin-induced protein 1-like. Lineage: Eukaryota; Metazoa; Chordata; Actinopteri; Perciformes; Bathydraconidae. The transcript is spliced from 2 exons. The record is from RefSeq and is a predicted model, not a curated record. Bases 112 to 501 code for a protein of 129 amino acids. Gene Ontology annotation, molecular function: protein binding.